Molecule: messenger RNA, 846 nt
Organism: Hyalella azteca
Lineage: Eukaryota; Metazoa; Arthropoda; Malacostraca; Amphipoda; Hyalellidae
Exons: 3
Coding region: 7-846 (279 amino acids)
Source: RefSeq, a predicted model, not a curated record
UUAGCGAUGAGCUGUCUGGUGCCCAGGGAGCUCUGGCUGCCCCAGGUUCUUCCCCCGCCCGGAGACAACCCCGAUCCCCAGGUCGCCGCUGUGAUGACGAAUGCACUCGACGCUCUCCCGCCCGUUGGUGACCUGCAAGUCUUCUCUACAGGUCUUACAGAGGCGCUGCGUCUGCAGUGUACGGGCAACAGGCGCAGCAACAGCAGCAGCGAUGCCAGCAGAGCGUGCGUGAAGGUCUCGCCGCAGCAGCAGCGCCCGACCUCCGACGCCCCGACGGCCGCCGCCAAAAUAUGUCGGCCCGGCAACAGCGCCCGCUCGUUUACUCAUCCGUCGCAGGCGAUGGUGAAGACCCGCCUGCCGCCUGUGCUGGGAAUGCCAGCAGACGAUCACUGCACUGCACGAGACGUUCGUCUGUCGGCUGGUGUUGCUCCCGUCAGGCGAGGAUAUGGUAAUGUCACCGUGCAAAAAACGCAGCAGAAACCUUAUAUGCCAGCAUUAAAAGGAGGGCAAAUCCAAGUGAAUCUAACACAAAAAACACAAAGCCAGCAAAUCCAAGCGAAGCAAACACAAAGCCAUCAUCCUAGGCUUGGUUCGGUCUCCGGUGGCUGUGGCUCGGCUAUGGAAUGUGGGGCGCCGGCCUCCAAACCUUCGUAUUGUUUGCAAAUCCAAGCGAAUCUAACACAAAAAACACAAAGCCAGCAAAUCCAAGCGAAGCAAACACAAAGCCAUCACCCAAGGCUUGGUUCGGUCUCCGGUGGCUGUGGCUCGGCUAUGGAAUGUGGGGCGCCGGCCUCCAAACCUUCGUAUUGUUUCCUCAGGAGGGACCAACGCGAGCAAAAGUUCUGA